AUGUCUUCCCCCAGACUCAUUCCCCUAUGGAAGGAUUUUAAAUACCUCAUAAGUGACAUACUUAAAAGCAAGCAAAAUUUAGAUGACUCAAAGAAUGAUGUAGUUGUGCUGAGUGACCGGCCUGAGAUAGUAUUCAAAGAAUCUCGCCAUCCUCAGAAUAUGCCACUUAUAUGCUAUUACUUCAGUGAUGCCGACUUCUUUGCCUCUCUCUCAUGGGUGAAAAGCACAAAAGAAAUACAGGCUGUAGUUUGGGUGAAGAGCAAAACUGAGGAUGCGGUUGAGAAGAGAACAUUCUCCAUGACUGGACGAUUGCAGCCCAUCCAGUGUAUGGUACACACAGGUCCCUUUCAUAUCCUUGUGGCCUACUGUGGUGACUUGCUUCUGCGGCUCUUCGGGGACCACUUUCGGUCAUUCAAACCCCUGGGUAUAGUACCCUGCCGCUUUAACAUCAACUGCCUCUGCUAUGAUCCAGAAAUGAAGAUGCUUCUGUCAGGUAUCCUGGGGGCAGUGGUCACCUGGACCAUUGAACAAAGUGGAAGGGGCCUCCAAAUCAUGCACACGGUUUCCAUGCCUGGUGAUGAACUUGUCCAGGACAUCAUAUUGAAUGGCCCCAAUGGCUCCCUUCUAGCCUUGUGUGAGACUGUGGUGAGGGUCCUUGAGCGUCAAGGCCAGAGUGAGCUAGUAGAAGUGAAGAGGUUCACUUCUACCACUAGUGGCUCAUCUAUCACCUGCUGCUUCACCUGUUUUGAUCAGGGCUUUCUCUAUGCUGGAAACAGGACUGGGUACAUCCAGGUAUGGAGCCUCAGUCAGAGCUUCUCUUUCCACAGUUUCAAGGCCCAUUCCUCAUCAGUGAUAUGUAUCUGCAGCCGGCCAGAAGCCCACACUCUGCUAACAGCUGGUAAGGAAGGUUUCAUUAAGGAGUGGAACCUUACUUCUGGGAAUCUGCUUCGGCAACUAGAACUUGGUGAGGAAUUGUAUCGACUCCAAUUUAUUGAUAACAUUACUUUCUUCUGCCAAACUGCCCAUACUUUCUCCUUGCGCCGUCUGCCCUGCUUCUAUAGCCUCUUCAAUGUUUGUGGCUCUGCUCCAGAGCAGGUUCGUCGGGUCCGCUGUGGUAAUAACUGGUUCCGGAUCUUAUGCACUACUGAGGAUGGCUUAUUACGCUUUGUGUCCCCAAUAACAGGGGAUCUUCUGGUUCUCACCUGGCCCUUCUCAAUCCUAGACCAGGCUGUGGAUUGGGCCUAUGACCCAGAUAAAGAGGAGCUCUUUGUAGCAACAGGGGGCUCAGACGUGCUGGUCUUUGACACAACCCGCUGCCCUUGCCCAGCCAAGUAUCUUCUAUGCACCUCACCAAAUUCUCAGGACUCAGUACAAUGUAUGGCUUAUGGGCAUUUCCACCUGGGUCGGGGUCUAGAAGGACUAAUAUUUUCUGGAUACCAGAGUGGUAUGAUAAGAGUCCUUUCCCAGCACAGCUGUGCCCGAAUAGAGAAAUUCAUGCACUUUGGAGCUGUAUUGGCCCUUUCUACACUGCCUGGAGGGCUUUUAGGUGGCCGAGAAAACUCUUUGCUUUGUUCUUAUGGAAUGGAUGACUAUAUACACCUAUCUGAAGCUGUGCUUAAUGGGACCAGAGUACAUCUGCGUCCUCUAGCUAGCAUUCUCAGCAGCUGUCACCUAAAACACCUGAUACUCUUGCCAAAGUCUGUGGGUGCUAUCACAGAAACUAACUGCCUGCGUCUCUGGAAAUUCCAUGAUUUUCUGCCCUCUGAGACACAGGCAAAGUUUAUAGAGACGUUGCCUCUGCAUCAGUGUGCAGUUACAUCCUUUGAUGUAUGCCUGACCUUGAGUCUUUUUGUCACAGGUAGCAUUGAUGGCUCUGUCCGAAUAUGGAACUUUCACGGUAGACUUGUAGCCAUGCUGGACUCAUCAUUGCAUUUUGGUCCACUCUGCUUUGCAAAUGACCGGGGUGACCUGCUUUUGACUUUCAACCAGAGUCUUUAUCUGGUAUCCUGUUUAAAACUACUUCCUCCAACCCUGUUGGUUCGCCUUUCCUUUAUGAGCAUCACAGAUGAUGUGCUAGAAAUCCCUAAGCCUUUCAUACCAAGCUUCUUCUUCUCCUUUGAGACCAUGUUUGUGCCCAAAUAUAUCUACCUUGGACAAAGGCAACAAGUAUUAGUGGGUCUGGAGAAACUUGUCAAUAAGCGGGCCAUUGCCUUUGACCAUACUGUGCCACAUGUCAUAGAAGAUGAUGAGCAAGGAAGCUCCAUAUUACUGUCUUCCCCAAGACCUGGUUCCUUGAAUAAGGAGGACACUAAUAUACACUUGAGGAAACCUUAUUCCCAUUAUGUGGUUCCUCCUCAACUACAGUUGACUUCCUGGGAUGGACUUAACCCUUAUCAGAUACUGAAAUGCUACUUUGGUUAUGGACGGAAAUGGCCCUUUGCUCCUGAUUGCUAUAUCCCUAACUCAGUGAUUCGUGCCCGUCUUUGGCCAGAGGGCAGCCCAAUAUACCUACAGUGCAACCUGCAUUCACCCAUACGGAAAUUGGAAUGGGACAAGUCUCAACAAUUCUUCUGGCACAGUAAGGUAAGACCUAUACAUGAUGUAAAAGAACAACCGCAAGAAAAGGAAGAUGAAGACUUCAUAAAAAGGAGAAUGUCUAAGGAUACAACUUAUAGUGUCCUUACAGACCCAACAAACCGUAGUUGGCUGGGAAAAAAGAUGAAUGAAGUAGCUAUUAAUAGCUUGAUUGAGACAAUUCUAAACAUUAUGAUUUAUGCUCCUCCUCCAUUGAAGUACCAAUACUGUGUUAGUGCACUAGGGCAAAUCUUUGCUUCUUACCAAGUGUCUCCACCCCUGCGCUCUGAAACAGCCCAUCGUCUGCUGGAUGAUACAACCAAUUCUAAUCCACUGAUCCGAGAGCUAGCCUGGGAAGGGCUGAAUCGUCUAGGAAUUAUCACUCAUCUCUUUGCCAUGGCUCUGGCCCAAGGGUUAAUGGACAAGGACCAAAGAGUGAGGAAUAAGGCACUGAACCUCAUGGCUGACACUGGAAUUCACUCUAAGACUUCACUCUUAAACUUGAUCCAGAAUCGAGAUACUUUCCAGGGGAUGCAGCAGGAAAUGAUUGGUGAAGAAAGCCUGGACAAUCUGCUAGGGAUGCGUGCCACUGAUCUCCAAAUUCUUCAUACUCAAGUGGAGCAGCGAUUAAAUGAAAACCUGACCUUGUCACAUGGAGAUGAAAAGCCUUCUUUUUCUUUAGAUGUCUCAAGGAGUCCUAAAACAAUAACCAUUCUCAAUGAAACUGAUGUAAUUCCGGAUGAAUUUGCAGUUGUCAUCAAGCCCAGCAAAGGCCAUAGACGGGGCCGGGCAGGGGGAAGAAAGCAUACCCAUAAGAAGUUGAAAGAGACUGGCACAGAGCCAAGUCCCUUAGAAGGUGAAAGUGAUCAGAGUAAAGUUGCACCAAUUGAGAUGGAGGAUACAGCCAUCUCUUCGGGUUCUCCAAUCUAUAGUUUACUAAAAAUUUCUAAAGAUGCUGAACAACAGCCUCCAGAGAAAGAUAUCUCAAAGGAUAUUGCAAUGACCUUGCGGAUGCUCAGGAAAAUACAAGACAAAAAAGGUAAGAAAACAGCUCAGAAACACAUAAAGAGGCACAAAAAAAAGACAAAGCAAGACGAAGUUAUAAUUGAGGAACCUCUGUCUGAAGUAAAGGAAGAACCAUUUGUGAAGAAGGUGCAAGACACAAAGCGGGGUGCCUUUGGAGCUCCUGGACGCAGGUCUACCGCUGGAGAUGGCUCAUCCUGGCGAGAUGAUUUAUGUCGUCUUAUGACCCUGAGGAUAUCUGGUUCCCAAACAACAAUGUUAGAAUCUCUAAACACUGAGUUAGUAACCAUGGCUCAGAAGGUGCUGGCAGAUAAACGCCCUAGCUGGGAGCUCUUUGAGAAGAUCUGUCCCCUGCUGAAGAAAGAAAGUGAAGUUCUGCUUGAGGACCUUGACUGGGAUGUAGCUUGGCCAGAGGAGAAACCAAUAAUUAUUCAUGAAGAAGCAAUUAGAGAGGACAUGGUGAGCAGAGAAACUAAAGAAAUACUAGAGGGGCAGGAUCAAGUACAAAAGGAAUCAAGGGAUAUACAGGAAUUACAGGAAAUCCAGGUGAUUCCCAAAAAGGGGAAGAAAAAGAAAGUUAUUUUUUUAGAACCAGGUGACCUAACCAAGGGGAAACUAAUGCUGAAACAAGAAGAUAAGAAAUCCUCUAAGAAACCCUCUGUGCAAAAGAGGAAAGUAGUCCAGAAGGAAAUAAAAGUGGAGAAAAAAGAGGAGAAAAUGACCACAGGAGAGAGGGAUAUGAGUCUGGAAGAGGAAGAAAUGGCCAAAGUAGAGGAAAAAGUGGUUGAGCAAGAAGUAAGACCAGUUACAGAUGAGAAGAAGCUGUCUUUGCAAGAUUGGAGAAAAUCCUGGGAUGAGUGGAAACAGGCUCAUGGUGAUACAAGGAUAUCCUGGGAUAAAUGGGAGAAAGCUUGGGAAAGGGAGACUCUUGAGGAAGAGGAGAAACUACAAGAGGACAAAGAUGAGGAAAAGCUGGCUGGAGAAAAGAGGAGGCUGGGAUGGGAUGAGGGGGUACAUGUCUGGGAAACUAUGUCAGACAGGUCCAGGGAGUUCAAGGAUGAAGAGGAAUUGACCCUGGAUAAAGAAUUGUCUCAGGAGUGGGAAAAAGAAGCAAAAAAGGGAGAAGAAGAAGAAGAAGAAGAAGAAGAAGAAGAAGAAGAAGAAGAAGAAGAAGAAGAAGAAGAAGAAGAGGAGGAGGAGGAAGAGGAGGAGGAGGAGGAGGAAGAGGAGGAGGAGGAGGAGGAGGAGGAGGAGGAGGAAGAGCUGUUGAUAGAAGAGCAGAGACAGAUCCGGGAAGAAUAUAAACAGGCUAAGGUUGAGAGGAAACGAAUCCGAGCUGAAAGAAAACAAGCCAAAGAAGAGAGGAAGCUGGCACAAGAAGAAGAGAAGCUGGCACAAGAAGAGGGAAAAUUAGCUCAGGAAGAGAGGAAACUGGCCAGAGAUCACAGGAAACUGAUUCAGAGAGACAGAAAAAUGGCCCAGGCAGAGAGGAAGUUUGUCCAGAAAGAGGAAAAACUGGCCCAAAGAUCAGUGUGGCUAAGCCAGGGAGCAGAGAAAUUGGCCCAGAAUAGGACAAAACUGGCAAAAAAAAUGGAGAAACUGGCUGACAAAGAAGAGAAAAUAGCAAAGAAAAGAAGGAAACUAGCUGAUGUUAAAACUCUAUUGGUCCCGAAAAUGGAGGAAGUGGUCCAGAAGGAGCAAGAUAUGGAAUGGCAGGAAAAGGAACUAGCCCAAGAAUUGGAGGAGUUGACAUGGGAAGAGGAGGAACUGGCUUGGAAAGAAGAGCAACUGAAUCAGGAAGAGGAGGAAUUAGUUAAGGAAGAAGAGAGACUGGCUCAGGAGGAGAAGACACUGGCCUGGAAAGAGGAUAAUCUGGCUAUGGAAAAUAAAAAUGUGGUCCAGGAAGAAGAGCUGCUGAUCCAGGAAGAGAAUAAACUGGCUGAGGAGAAAGAAUUUCUGCCUGAGGAAGAAGAAGGGCUUGCCCAGAAAAGGGAGCAGUUGAUGGAGAAUAAGGAAAAACUGGCCCAGGAAAAGGAAAUUUUGAUCCAGGACAAAGUGGAACUUGCAAACAAGAAGAAAAUACUAGUCCAGAGGAGGAAGACUGUGGAUCUGGAUCAGAAGAAGAAACUGGAUCAGGAGAAGGUAGAAUUGAUUAAUAGGAAAAAGAACUGGCACCAGCUUAAAGAAAAUCUUUCCCAGAACAAAAAUAAACUACUACAAGCAAAGGAGAAACUGAACACGUACAAAGAAAAAUUAUUUCAGGUAGAGAAGACAUUGGUGAAAGAAAAGGAGGAAAUUUUCCAGAAGAAGGAGGAACUGGCUGAUGUAGAGAAAAAACUGGCACAAGUAGAACAAAACCUGGCUGAGAAACAGCAUAACCUGGCCCAGGACAAAAUGAAAUUCACUGUGGAGAAGAAGGCAGAACUUCAAAAACUGAACCUGUUUAGUAAAGAAGAUGAUAAUACUAAGAAAAAAAAAACAUUGGACAUGGAAAUGAAGAAACUAGCCCAGGAGAAGGUGAGACUGGCUGAAGAAAAGGAAACUCUCUCAAAGGGAGAGAUUCAAGAAACGUCAACACAGAGGAAACUGAAUGAGAAUGAAUUAGAACUACUUAAAAGGAAAUUGUCACUAGAGGAGAAGAUACUGUCAUAUGAAGAUAGGAUAUUGGCCACAAAACAAAGUGACAUUGCCAAAGAAAACUUAGAUUUUGCCAGAGAAGAAAGAGUUUAUGCCCAGGAAGAAAGGAAGCUAACCAAAGUAAUAACGAAGCUGACUAAAGAAAAGAUUUCUAAUAAACUAUUUAAAAUUAGCAAAACAAUCUUAAAUAUAUUUAAAAACCUUAUAAAAAAAGAGAGGAUACUAACCCAGGAAAAAACACAGAUGACACAGAUAACAAGGUCAUUCUUGGAGCAGGAAAGUAUUUUGAGCAAAGAACAAAAAGAACUUGAUGCUAGAAAGUUGGAUAUUUCUGAGGAACAACCAGAGAUGACCAAAGAUGAGGAGAAACUGGCUAGGAAACAGAGAAAACUGGCUAAGGAAAUGAGAAGAAUGAUAAAGAAAGAGCAAAAAAUAACUGAGGAGGAAACCAGAUUGUCCAGGCAACAGAGACAUUUCAUGAAGGGAGAAGAGGAGUUGGGACCAACAGAGGAAGAAGAAGAAAUGAUAAUUCUUAAACAAAAGCAAAGUAAGAAAAAAGCACUAAAGAGAGUUAAAAUGCCACGGGAAAAAUUUCCCAGUAAGGGGGAUGAGGUAGAAAGUAAAGAGAGCUUUUCUGAAAAAGUGGAAAGUCUGUUAGAUGAAAUAGAGCGAGAGAGUUUGUCGGAGGAGGAGGAGAAGGAAGAAGUUAAGGAAAGGGAGGAGGAAGAAGAAGUGGAAGAAGAGGAGGCAAAAGAAGAGGAGAAAGAGGAAGAGGUGAAGGAAGAGAAGAAGACGGAGGAUAAAAAGGUGGUGGAAGAAGAGGAGGAAGAGAAGAAGGCGGCAACAGUGGCAGUAGUGGAGGAGAAGGAAGAAGUGUUUGAGAAGGAUGAAAGCAUGAUUAAGGAAGAUCUAGAAAGUUUGAGUGAUAAAGAAGAGGAGGAAGAGGCACGAAGUUCAUUGGAAGAAGACAUAGACAAGGAAAAAGAAAUAUUUAAAAAAGAAAAAUUACUUAAGUCACAAGAAAAAAGAGAAAAGGAUCUAGAAAGAAGAGAAAUAGUCCUUUCUAUUAUAAAAAGAACCCCUGAGGUCAAAGGCAGGGAUAUAAAUCUGAAAAUUCCAAAGAUCCCUUCCAAGAAACUGAUCUCAAUAGCUCUGGAGAGGGAAAAGACUAUACCAGUGCCAGUGUCUAAGAAACAAAUAUCCUGGAUAGAUAAGGCUGCAGUAUUGAAGACACCCAGAAUAUUCCCAGAGACAAAUUUUAUGGAUAAGCAACGCGAGCUAUUGAAGAAAUAUCAACCCAUUCCUCUACAAGUUUUGGAAUCCCAAGAGCCAGAUUUCAAGACCCCAUAUUUAUCCCACAUAUUGAGGAAGAGCAAAAAAGAACAGAAACUCAAAGGCAAACCACUAGGGGAUAGGUGGCAGUGGCUUUUGAAACGUCAUCCACCUCUGAUGGGACAAACUAAGGUGCCCCAAAUCCCAGGUAAGGAAAAAUUUGCAGAUGUAAGCCUCUCAGAUGCAGAGUGGGUCCGCCAUGUCCUAGAACAGAUAGAGGCAGGAAAACAGCUUUCCAGAGAUAGUUUCCACAGAUUGUGUCAGCUUGUCAAAGACCUUAUCUCAAAGGGAACCUUAGAGUGGAUGCAUCUAGCCAAACUUGAAACUAUCAUUUACCGUCACAGGCAGGUUCUGGAGUCACAAAGCACAUGUAUCUCAAAACCCAGUAAGAAGAUCAUGGGUCCUAAAUACUUGGAAGUGAUCCCUCCUAUAAAAAGAAAGAAAAAGUUAAGCCAUCUAAAACCUUUGGCUUUUUCUUCAUUAGCUAACAAAAGGAUUCCAGAGGCUAUAAAUUGGCAACUUCUAGCAGAGCCUUAUAGGAGUAAAUGGGUAAAACAGAUAUUCAGUGCCCUUAAGGAGAUGGAGAGGCAACAUGUUUAUCCUGCUACAAGAGACAUUGUCACAGGUGCCCAUGCCUCUGUAGAAAAACAAAUGCUAGCACUGAUGUUUCAAAAGGACUUAGGGGCUUUUAAGGAUAAAGGCAGGCUUCCCAAAUUUCCCAAGAUGGAGAAGACAACACAGCCUAGCUCUAAAAAACAGGAAGAAGUGCCUCUAUGGGAUACAUUUGUGGCACUCUACCAUGUUUUACGGAUGUUGCAGGAGCAAUAUGGAGAAGACCGUGCUGCUUGGACAGAACAGUUCUACCACCUCAUGGACCUGUACCAAUUUAAGUCCCCUGGAAUCCAGAGAUUGCUACAAGACCUGCUACUGAAAGAGGAACCCCAAUCCCAUAAGAUCAUCUACAAAGAGGCCCCAAAGGCGAUGGAGCUGGUUCCCGGGGAGCGAUUGUUCUACCACCUGUUUUGUGGUCGCUCUCAAAUUCCUAGAGGUCCUCUGGAGUUCCAGGAGGUGGUGUCUCUCUCAGGACAGAACAACGUGCAUACCAUGCUUCCAAUGGGCAUUGCCCAUUAUGGCAUCUUAGAACUUGCCUGGAAGAGCCUGCCCCAAGCUGAUAUUCACCUCACCAAUGAAUUGUCCCACAUUAUGGCUCCUAAUUUGGGAAUGACUGGACAUCAGGAUUUUUCAUUCCCACCUGGAGAAAGGUCUUGCCACCAGAUCUAG
Messenger RNA from Pipistrellus nathusii (Nathusius's pipistrelle), 8847 nucleotides. Lineage: Eukaryota; Metazoa; Chordata; Mammalia; Chiroptera; Vespertilionidae. The record is from the annotation of a GenBank genome assembly.